CGCAUCCCUGCGCCCGCUUCGUCUCCCUCCGCCGCUGUCGGGGCCUAAGUGGGGAGCGGCUGGCACAGCGUCACCGGGAGGUCCGGGGAGGAAGUGGGCGGAGGGAGACGACCGCGGGGCCUUGAGCUCAGGCAGAGAGGCUCCGGUGAACGCCUAACGGGGACGGGGUGGGGUCCGCGGCCCGGGGCGGCGGCGGAGAAGACCGGAGCAGGAUGGCGGCUUCGGCCCUGUACGCCUGCACCAAGUGUACCCAGCGCUACCCCUUCGAGGAGCUCUCCCAGGGCCAGCAGCUCUGCAAGGAAUGUCGGAUCGCACAUCCUAUUGUAAAAUGUACUUACUGCAGAUCAGAAUUUCAACAAGAGAGCAAAACUAACACAAUUUGUAAGAAGUGUGCUCAGAAUGUCAAGCAAUUUGGGACACCCAAACCUUGUCAGUACUGUAACAUAAUUGCAGCAUUUAUUGGUACCAAGUGCCAGCGUUGCACAAAUUCAGAAAAAAAGUAUGGACCACCUCAGACCUGUGAACAGUGCAAACAACAAUGUGCUUUUGAUCGGAAAGAGGAAGGAAGAAGAAAAGUUGAUGGAAAGUUGUUAUGCUGGCUUUGUACUUUAUCAUACAAGAGAGUUUUACAGAAGACAAAAGAACAAAGGAAGAGUUUGGGAUCUUCACAUUCAAAUUCUUCAUCUUCAUCUCUUACUGAGAAAGACCAGCAUCAUUCAAAACACCACCACCACCACCACCAUCAUCACCAUCGUCACAGCAGUAGCCAUCACAAAAUCAGCAAUCUAAGUCCAGAACAAGAGCAAGGACUGUGGAAACAGAGCCAUAAAUCCUCUGCAGCAAUUCAGAAUGAAACUCCAAAGAAAAAACCCAAAUUGGAAUCUAAGCCAUCUAAUGGAGAUAGUAGCUCUAUAAAUCAGUCAGCAGAUAGUGGGGGAACAGACAAUUUUGUCCUAAUAAGUCAACUGAAAGAAGAAGUGAUGUCACUUAAGCGUCUCUUGCAGCAAAGAGACCAGACCAUUUUAGAAAAAGAUAAAAAGUUAACUGAACUAAAGGCAGACUUUCAGUACCAAGAGUCAAAUUUGAGAACAAAGAUGAACAGUAUGGAAAAAGCUCACAAAGAAACUGUGGAACAACUUCAGGCCAAAAACAGAGAACUACUCAAACAGGUUGCAGCAUUGUCAAAGGGUAAAAAGUUUGACAAAAGUGGAAGCAUACUAACAUCUCCUUGAAAAAGUAAUUUAUUUAGUGUUCAUGCUUACAGUGUAAAUUUGGGGGACAAUAAUCUGUGAAACCCUUAAAUUCUGUGUAGUGGAAAAAUAUUUUUACACACCACAUGACUUGGUGUGUUUCUUAUUCACUUUUGUAACUGAUAUACAUUUUUUAAGUUGUAAAACAUUCAGAUAAAACUUCAACUGGUUUGGAGUAACUUUUUAAUUAUUUGAUAUCCAGAAACGUUUUUGCCAGCAAUAGUAGUUAACACUUGUAAAGGAGUGCAUGAGUAGUACUCCUUAUAAAAUGCAACUUGCAAUAAUGGAGUAGGUGUGGUUUAAAGAAUUCAGAGCAGCAGGGGUUUUGUUUUAUUUUAACACUAUGCUACUUUCAAAUAGUUUUCAAUUUAGAAAUUGAACUUUUAAACAUGGAAAAUGGUGAACACUGGCUUUUGGUAGUUGUAUUUUUACUUCACAUAAACACGAAUUUAGGUGAAAAUCAUGGUGCUUUUUAUUAAAAGAACAACUUUAGAGUAUAUGUAAAUACGCUUUUAAAAGUUACAUCACUAACAUUAGUUUAGUAACCUAACAUUUUCAUUAUUGUUAUUGGAAUUCAUGUUUAAUGUACAGUAUCCAAGGUAAAAUGUGUUUCUGUUUUGUAAAAACUGUAGAUUUUUACUUACAAGUGCCUUUUUGCCACCUAAUGUUUUUAUUUAUAGGAAUGCUGAUCUUUUUGUACAUAGUUUGUUUAAAAUCAUGUUAAUAAAUGUUUGUAUAUAAGUGUGUAUGUACAGGAGCCUAUUUCAAAAGAAUUCGAAAUUGUUAGUAACAUGCCUAAAGUUGCAUAUUAACUGAUAAUGCAUAUAGACUUUAGAUGAAUUUUGGCUUUUUUCUCUGUGAUAAGGGAUGCCAUUCAUGGAAUUCACUUAAUUAUGUUGAAAUACUUUCCAAAAAAAUUUAACUUUAACUUGUUCUGAUAGAAAAAUUUUAUUUCUUAUGUUAUAUGGCUUCAUUUUUA
Jaculus jaculus (lesser Egyptian jerboa) is the source of this 2229-nucleotide messenger RNA. RefSeq names its product family with sequence similarity 76 member B (gene Fam76b). Bases 213 to 1232 code for a protein of 339 amino acids. Lineage: Eukaryota; Metazoa; Chordata; Mammalia; Rodentia; Dipodidae. The record is from RefSeq and is a predicted model, not a curated record. The transcript has 10 exons.